AUGUGCAUCCCAAGAUCAACUCCAAGUGACUGUUCUGAUUGUCUAAAGGGCGCCGCAGACGAUCGGGCCAAUCCCAAGACUACAGACAAUAGCAGCGGAAAUAUGUCAACGAAAACUAUUGUAGCAAUUGUUGUGGUUGGGGUAGUCAUCCUUAGCAUUAUCUUGGGACUUAUUGCUCGCCCGUUUGCUCGGAAGGGAAAAUCAUAUCAAGAAGUUGAACUUAAUCAAACUGGUAUUACAUCUGUACGCUCUCUGCAAUACAAAUUUAGCACGAUUGAAGCUGCAACAAAUAAUUUUUCAGAGAGCAAAAAACUUGGUCAAGGCGGAUUUGGAGAUGUUUUCAAGGGUAUGUUGCCUGAUGGAAAAGAAAUUGCAGUCAAGAGGUUGUCAAGAACAUCAGUGCAAAGUAAGAAAGAGUUCAAGAAUGAGGUUGUUCUUGUAGCGAAACUUCAGCAUAGAAAUCUUGUUAAGCUUCUCGGUUUUUCCGUCAAAGGAGAAGAAAGAGUCAUAGUCUACGAGUUUUUGCCUAACAGAAGUCUGGACUACAUCCUCUUUGACCCUAAAAAGCAAGGCGAGUUAGACUGGGAAAAGCGGUACAAGAUCAUUGGAGGGAUUGCUAGAGGGAUUCUAUAUCUUCAUCAAGAUUCACAACCCACAAUCAUACAUCGUGACCUCAAAGCGGCUAAUAUUCUCUUGGACGCUCAUAUGAACCCGAAAGUUGCAGAUUUUGGGACGGCAAGGAUCUUUGGGAUGGACCAAAGUGUAGCUAACACAGAGAAUCCAGCUGGAACCAGGGGUUACAUGCCCCCAGAAUAUAGGGACCAAGGACAAUUCUCAAUGAAAUCUGAUGUGUAUAGCUACGGAGUCUUAGUUCUUGAGAUUAUAUGUGGCAAGAGGAACACAAGCUUCUCAUCUCCGGUUCAUAAUUUUGUCACAUAUGUGAGUACCUAA
This is a messenger RNA of Camelina sativa (false flax), 951 nucleotides long. Lineage: Eukaryota; Viridiplantae; Streptophyta; Magnoliopsida; Brassicales; Brassicaceae. The record is from RefSeq and is a predicted model, not a curated record.